AUGGCCUCGACAAGUCUCUCCCGCCGCCUGCCCACGUCUCUCCUUCGCAACUCCCUCUCGCUCUUCACACGCCGCUUCACCUCCGACCUCUCCCAUCUCAACGCCGAGCUCUGCGCCCGCAAAAUCCCCCUGAUCUACGACUCUCUCGCCCCCGACAACUCGCAUAAACUCCAGAUCGCCCUCAGCGCCUGUCUGCCAUCCCACUGGACAAACACAACAGCGUUCCCUCCACCGCUACCACCCGCCGACGCCGACGCCGACGCCGACGCGCCGCCUGCUGGUGCUGCUGCAGAGCUGCUCCCACCAGCACACCAUCUGGUCUACUUCAACCCUGCCAUUCCCGCGGAUCGCUUGCUGGCCGAUGGCACAGACCCACUGCAAAGUCCCGGCCCGCCAUUUGUGCGGCGCAUGUGGGCGGGCGGGUAUCUGAAUUUUGGCAAGGGUGGCCCGCGGCUCAGGUUUGCGGGCUGUUCCGGGCAUCAUGCGCAGCCACCGGGGGUGUGUCUCGAGGGGAUCAGGGAUGUGCGAGUCAAGGGCAAGGACGGGGAGGAGAAGGUGUUUGUGGGCAUCGAGAGGCGGUUUGGGAGUGGGCGGCGGCGGGUGCCAGGCGAGGGUGAGGAUGAGAUCAGGCAGCGGUUGUGGAGGGAGACUGAGGAGGAUUUGGGCGAGGCGGAGUUGGUUGAGCGGAGGAACAUUGUGUUCAUGAGAGAGAGGAGUCCUGAGGAGGCGAGGAAGGCUAGUGAGACUAAGACUACCAAGAUAUUGAGAGCACAACAUGCCCCUGACUUUUCGUAUGCCUUCACGCCGACGCCUGCGCUGCUCUUCCGCUACUCUGCCCUCACGUUUAAUGCACACCGCAUACAUCUCGACCCUCAAUACUGUCGUGAAGUAGAAGGCCAUCGCGACUUGCUCUUCCAUGGCCCGCUAUCCCUCACGCUUCUGAUGACGCAAUUAGAGGCACAGCUUCAGGGUACAGGAAAAGCAAUUGAGUUUUUCGAGUAUCGCAACCUCGCGCCGUUGUACUGUAAUGAGGAGGUCAAGGUAUGCGGCAAGGAUCUGGGAGAUGGCAAGUACGAGCUGUGGGCAGAAAAUGCAGAAGGAGCGCUGAGUGUGAAGGGGACAGCGAGAGCGGGAAACAAGCAAUAA
This is a messenger RNA of Pseudovirgaria hyperparasitica, 1146 nucleotides long. RefSeq lists its product as uncharacterized. NCBI's taxonomy places the organism in Eukaryota, Fungi, Ascomycota, Dothideomycetes, Acrospermales, Acrospermaceae. Gene Ontology annotation, cellular component: mitochondrion. Bases 1 to 1146 code for a protein of 381 amino acids. The transcript is spliced from 2 exons. The record is from RefSeq and is a predicted model, not a curated record. Gene Ontology annotation, molecular function: (3R)-hydroxyacyl-[acyl-carrier-protein] dehydratase activity.